AUGCUGGAAACCUAUGGACGGCCGCCACUCCCGCCCACAACCACAACAGUCCCGCCAUUUACUCUCUCUGCCGCUGAUAUGUCUAAAUACGGGAUUAACGACAAGAACUGUGGCCUCAAAUUCACACACGAAACCAUUGACAUAUUGUAUGACACAAAAUGUUUUCACAACAGCUAUAGUCCACUGCCAGUGAUGGAUGUGUACGGCUCGCACUUAUGGCGUAAACAGCAUCGGAUGACCAGUCGUUUAAUGGGUGGUAAGGGAAUAGCUCGGCGCGGGGAGGCACCAUGGGCGGUUAGCAUUGCCAACACCGGCAGGAAUCGCAAACCCGUUGAAUACUUUGACAUUGAGUGCAGCGGUGUAUUGAUUGCCAAACGAUGGGUUUUAACGGCCGCCGAAUGUCUCAUACCUCAGGGGAAGUGGUAUUCGCAGCGAUUGGUUAAGUUUGGUAAUUAUAAAGUGAAAGGAGUGGACGAAGUGAAGUGUGAAGUCAACCACAAUUAUUACGGCGUUCGCCGCUCAGACGGCGUGGCUCUGUGUCUACUCGAGCGGGACGUCAAGUUCGAGAUGGAGGGUCGACACAUGUUGGUCAACACCGUAUGCCUGCCUGAGUCGGGUCAGGCGCCGGCACAGACCGAGUUGACCACAAUGUACGGCUUUGGAGUGCGGGACUGGGCUAAUAUUUCACAAGAUUGGAUGCAUCGUGGUGAAGUAUAUUUACAGCCGCACAGCCACUGCACCGGCACCGAUCCCGAAAUGGUUUGCUCCAAAAACAACGUGACCACACCCUGUCAUGGCGAUUACGGCGCCGGUGUUGUCAAGUAUACUGACAAAUAUAAGACCCGGGCUAAACUGGCCGCCACACUCUUUCUCGCGUAUUAUCGCAAGUGUUGGACAUUAAGUGAUGUAUCGAUUGUACAAUUGGGCGAAGAGUUUGGGUCCAAAGAACUGGAAGAAUGA
Messenger RNA from Medioppia subpectinata, 960 nucleotides. The record is from the annotation of a GenBank genome assembly. NCBI's taxonomy places the organism in Eukaryota, Metazoa, Arthropoda, Arachnida, Sarcoptiformes, Oppiidae.